ACAAACUUUGAACCUGCUCAUCCUAGCAUCGGCAUUGUAGUUCCUUUGCCUGUGCUUCAAGCUUUGCCUUCCUCUUUAUGGCAAGAAAACAAACUUCAGUGGCAGCUGUAUGUCAAGAAAAACAUUGCUGUGAUUAAAAAAAAGUUGAUCCUAAUCAGGAAGGAAGCUAACAGACCACACAACGAAGAAGCACCAAGAAGACGGCAAAACUGAGACAGACGAUUGUGAAGUAGAAUGUUAGAAAACAUUUAUGUCGAAGAUGCCUUUUAAAUGCUGGAAGGAAGAUGUUCUUCAAAAGAUUUAUUGAUGGCUUUGAAGAUAUGAGACUAGAUCAAGGAACCUGAGACAGCAAGCUACCUGGUGAAGUUGCAAGAAGAAAGGACAGUCAGGGGUGUAAGUUGAACAGCCACUCUCAUCAUCUUUGAAAGACAAUGAACCAUGGCGAGGUCACUUCUGUGACAAGAUCUUAACAGAAAGAGAGAACCCAAGCCUGUUUCAGAAGAGUACUUUGAACACUCAGAUUUGGCUCUGUGAAGAUUUAGCAGGCUAUUGGUCCCAGCACCAGCACAGUAAUGAACCAAGACAAAAUGCACGAAACCAUCUGCAACAUCACUGAAAGUCAACUCAUAUACAUCAUUGAAACAUGUGUUUACAUUCCAGCUUUCAUCUGCGGAUUCUUCUUAAAUGUUUGGGCCUUGGGGAUGUUCUGCUGCAAACUGAACAAAUGGAAUGAAACUAGAGUAUACAUGACCAAUUUGGCUGCUGCAGACUGUUUAUUUGUCUUGACAUUGCCUGUCAGUUUAGUUUUUAAGACAAAGUCUGUCAAUACAGUGUGUCAUGUCUUGGAGUCUGCAUACUUUGUCAACAGGUACAUGAGUGUCUUCCUGAUCACUAUAACUGCAAUUGAUCGAUACAUUGCUAUAGCAUACCCCCUCAAAGCAAAGAGUAUAAGGUCCCCUCAGAAGUCAGCAAUUGUCUGUGGAUUUCUCUGGACCUUACUUAUAAGUAUAAUAUGUACAGUGAAAUUUGCAGAUGAACGAUCUGAGCAAGAAAUUUGUUUUAUAAAAGUUACCAAAAAACCAUCAGUAUUUCUUUUAGCAUCUGUCAUCUGGGGAUUUUUAAUACCUUUAGCCAUCCUGAGUUUCUGUUCCAUUCGAAUCACAACUAAACUCAUAAAGAAGAAACACACCCAUCCACAAGAAGUAAAGCUCAUCCAGAAAGCAAUCAACAUAAUUUUUGCAAAUAUGAUGGUGUUCAUCAUAUGCUUUUUACCCCUUCAUGUGGCACUCUUCAUUCGGUUCAUUGCUGAUUUCAGAAAAGCCAGCUGUGCUGUAAUGGAAAAUAUUGAAUUAUAUGUCCGCCUGGCAGCUAUUCUUGCCAACACCAACUGCUGCUUGGAUGCCAUUUGCUAUUACUUUGUAAACAAGGAAUUUCAGGAAGCUUCCCUGAAACUAUCCACAAAAUAUUUAUCACAUUUAAAUCAAGGAUCUGAAAAACAGGACUCUGAAAAUAUGUAGUUUAAAAAGCAGUCAAAUAAUGCUGAGAUCUGCAAACUCGUCCCCGGCUGCUGCUUCUAGUCCCUGAAGGGCAUCUACACUGUAGCAUUAAUGCAGUUCGACAUCAGUUUAACUGCCAUGGUUCAAUGCUACAUAAUUCUGGAUCUUUUUUUUAAAAAAAAAUUCUGGAGACACCAGCAUUCAUUCACAAAGAAGGCUGAAAAACUCGUGAAACUACAAUUCCCAUGAUUCCCAUGACAGUUAAAGUGAUGUCAUACUGCAUUAAUUCUAUAGUGCAGAUGCACCUGAGGAUUUGAUUGUCAUGUUUUAGAACAUUUGAGGCCCAAGAAGCUUUUUUAAAGCUGGAUGUCCAAAAGGAUCUUCUUGUUUAAUUCCUUUGCUGGGGGUUGGGAGCGGACAGUGGUUUAAGGCUUGGUGCAAUGGGUUAAAUCCUUGUGCCAGUUGAACUGCUGACAGAAAGCUCAGCAGUUCAAAUCCAGGGAGUGGAAUGAGCUCCCAUCUCUCAACUCCAGCUUCCCAUGCGGGAACAUGAGAGAAGCCUCCAUAGGAUGGUAAAACAUCCGGGCAUCCCCUGGGCAAUGUCCUUGCAGAUGGCCAAUUCUCUCACACCAGAAGCGACUUGCAGUUUCUCAAUUCACUUCUGACACACACAAAAAAUCUAAUGGGACCCCAUACAAUUCACAUUUGGAGCCACUAGACAAAAAGCUUAUUUCUCCCUGAAUGCUAACUGACCAUUGCUGGAGCCUUACAGGGAUCCCCUGGGAAUUAUCAAUGUAUGAUACUGAAGGGUUUUCUACCACAUUUUAUUUGAUCCUCUGUAUCUGAUCUACCAUAUUUUCCAGUGCUAAAACUUGAGAGUGAUAAGGCUUUAUUGCUUUUUCUCAGAUUUGGGAAAGUUUCAUUUGUGGUCUAUUAAAUUCAAAACUCCAGCCAAAACUGGCCAUCUUGACUAGUUGGGGGUAUCGAGGAUUCUAGUCCGAAAUUUAACGUUUCCAAAUUACUCCUUGAUAAAUUGGGAACUUUUGGCAAGUGAAAUUGGGUGAAGAAGAUAUUUCCUUGAAACUAUCUCAAAUAGUAUUAUAGUUUGUCUUUCUUGGUAUUUUCCGUGGUGUUCAAAUUGCAAGAUUUCACAUUUAUAUUCCACCUGUUUUCAACUAUUUUGAAUGUUAAUGUUUACUUGUUAAGAGGUAUUUUAAUGUGUCCUGUAAAGAAAUAAUGGUCAAUAUAUAUACAAAAUACUACAGUGGUACUUUGUAAAUGCUCGGACCGUAGAGAGAACUUUUAUUUCAGAAUUGUUUUGAAUAACUGCUGGUCAGCUAACAUCAAGUGCUUCGU
Molecule: messenger RNA, 2852 nt
Organism: Anolis sagrei ordinatus
Lineage: Eukaryota; Metazoa; Chordata; Lepidosauria; Squamata; Anolidae
Product: G-protein coupled receptor 35-like
Biological process (GO): phospholipase C-activating G protein-coupled receptor signaling pathway; positive regulation of Rho protein signal transduction; chemokine-mediated signaling pathway
Cellular component (GO): plasma membrane
Molecular function (GO): chemokine receptor activity
Source: RefSeq, a predicted model, not a curated record